This is a messenger RNA of Oppiella nova, 566 nucleotides long. The record is from the annotation of a GenBank genome assembly. Lineage: Eukaryota; Metazoa; Arthropoda; Arachnida; Sarcoptiformes; Oppiidae.
AGCAAACGGGUGUUCAGUGGCUGUGGGAACUGCAUGGCAACGGUUGCGGAGGGAUUGUCGGCGAUGAGAUGGGCUUAGGAAAGACCAUUCAAUUGAUUGCAUUCCUCUGCGGUCUCAGCUGUAGUCGGUUCCACGACUUUAGAGAUUCAUACAAUACUUUAGGACCAGUGAUACUUGUCUGUCCGGCCACUGUUAUGCACCAAUGGGUCGCAGAGUUCCAUAAAUGGUGGCCCUAUUUCCGAGUGGCUAUUCUUCACCAAACGGGCAGUCAUUCCGGCAAAAAGGAUACACUCAUCAGAGCCAUCAACAGAUCCAAUGGUAUUCUUAUCGCUUCGUACUCCGGAGUAUGUAGUCAUCAGAAGUUACUGUUGAAACACGACUGGCAUUACGUUAUCCUCGAUGAGGGCCAUAAGAUUCGUAACCCAGAGGCACAGGUGACCCACACGUGCAAACUGUUCGCCACUCCCCACCGGAUCAUACUAUCGGGUUCUCCCAUUCAGAACAAUCUGCGAGAGUUGUGGUCACUGUUUGACUUCAUAUACCCGGGAAAGUUGGGAACACUGCCA